This is a messenger RNA of Dentiscutata heterogama, 1236 nucleotides long. NCBI's taxonomy places the organism in Eukaryota, Fungi, Glomeromycota, Glomeromycetes, Diversisporales, Gigasporaceae. The record is from the annotation of a GenBank genome assembly.
AUGACAUUUAAAAAAAAUAACUCCAACAUGUUGACCGUUCUAAAAGUUAAAAACAACAAAUGGAUUUUUUAUACAUUAAUAUUUAUUCUCAUUUUAUUCAUUGGUUCUUCACUUUUCAAAAAUUCAGAUGAUUUUAUUAAACCAAAAUAUUUAGUUCCAUUUGCAAAUGAACUUAGUGCUAAGCCUACUAACCUUAAAGAAUGGAAAAGAAGGCAUUAUUUAAUAAACUAUUUAAAUAAUGAACAGAAUUUAUUAAUUUAUGUAGCGCCGAAAGACAGUUAUAGAAGUGAUGACUCGAUAAAACUUAAAUACAAGUUUGAUAAAACUUUAGCAAAGUGUGAAGUACCAUGUAUCUGGAACGAAACACGCAUAGAAGAUUUAACAGCUGAAGAACUUAAAACUGCUGAUGCCGUCUUUUAUGUUAACCAAGAAGUUCCACUAAAGUCAAAAGCAUGGAGAGGACAGAAACUCAUACAAUAUACUUUAGAGUCUGCAACACAAUAUCCACAGUACCACGAUAAGAAUAAAUAUUUCGAUAUUCAUGUGACAUUUGAUGAAGAUUCAGAUGUAUCUACAAGUUUUAUUAAAGAUCCAGAAAAAUGGCGAACUAAACAACCCUUUGACAUGGAAAAACUCUCUCCAAGCUCUCCACCAAUUUCUUUAAUUGCUUCUCAGUGGACCAAAUUCCGUGAAGUUUGGAUUCAAACUCUCAAAGAUCAUAUUCCUAUUGCAUCUUUUGGUAGUGUCUACUGGACUGCUAAUUGGGAUAUUCAUCCGGAAUGCGCAAAUUUAGAACCAUAUGAAAUAAAAAAUUGUAUUAUCUCUAAAUACCCUUUUCAUCUAUCCAUUGAGAUAUCGCAAGAAAAAGAUUACUCUACUGAAAUACUUUGGGAUGCAUAUAACUCUGGAUCCGUACCUAUUAUAUGGGGUGCACCUAAUAGUCGUUCGUACCUACCACAUCCUAAAUCUGCCAUUUUUAUUGAUGAUUUUUCUGAUGUUAAGGCACUUGUUGAUCAUUUAAAGUAUUUAAUAGAAAACAAAACGGCUUAUUUAGAAUAUCAUGAAUGGAGAACUUCGAAAGAAUGGUCAGAAAGAUUUGAGAGAAAAGUAUAUAUGAACAUAGAAAAUAUGGAAUGUAAUGUUUGUAAAGAGGUUGCUAGGUUAAGAAUUUUAGAAGGAAGGGCCAACCUUCCACAGUUUCGAGUUGAUUUAGAGAAUAACGUUAAUAAUAUUUAG